Messenger RNA from Cololabis saira (Pacific saury), 1396 nucleotides. RefSeq names its product annexin A13, like (gene anxa13l). Gene Ontology annotation, cellular component: cytoplasm. Gene Ontology annotation, molecular function: calcium-dependent phospholipid binding; calcium ion binding. NCBI's taxonomy places the organism in Eukaryota, Metazoa, Chordata, Actinopteri, Beloniformes, Belonidae. The record is from RefSeq and is a predicted model, not a curated record. The transcript has 11 exons. Bases 109 to 1059 code for a protein of 316 amino acids.
GCCGGGACCAGCUGGACCUGCCCUUCUAUUCCUUCUAUUCCUGCAUCAACACUCGAGCUGCUGGACGCACCACACGCAGCUGGAACCGCUACUUCACCACAGAACAUCAUGGGCAACGUUCACCCCACGAUAGUCCCCUGUGAGGACUUUGACGUCACGGCUGACAUAAAAGCUCUUCGAAAAGCAUGUAAAGGUUUAGGAACGGAUGAAGAGGCCAUCACCCAGAUCCUGGCCAACCGCUGUGCGGCUCAGCGCGUGGAAAUCAAACAGGCUUAUUUCGAAAAGUAUGACGACGAGCUGGAGGAGGUCCUGAGGAAGGAGCUGUCGGGGAGCUUUGAGAAGGCCGUGGUGGCCAUGCUGGACGCCCCCCAGGUCUUCUCCGCCAAGGAGCUCCGGAAGGCCAUGAAGGGGGCGGGCACGGACGAGGCCGUGCUGGUGGAGAUCCUCUGCACCGCCACCAAUCAGGACAUCCUGAGCUACAAGGACGCGUAUAUCCGGGUGCACGACCGCGACCUGGAGGCGGACAUCGAGGGCGACACCAGCGGGGACGUGAGGAACCUGCUGGUCUCGCUGCUGCAGGCCGGCAGGGAUGAGGGAUACGAGGUGGACGAGGGCUUAGCGGAGCAAGAUGCUCAGUCCUUGUUUGAGGCAGGAGAGGGACGCUUCGGCACGGACGAGUCCACCUUCACCUACAUCCUGACCCACAGGAACUACCUGCAGCUGCAGGCCACCUUCAAGGCCUACGAGUCGCUUUCAGGAACAGACAUCUUGGACACCGUCGACUCCGAGGCCACGGGGACUCUCAAGGAGUGCUACAUCACUCUGGUGCGGUGCGCUAAGAACCCGCAGUUGUACUUUGCACGGCGCCUUAACGCUUCAAUGAAGGGUGUGGGCACGGACGAGGACACGCUCAUCCGCAUCAUCGUCGGCCGCUCUGAGGUGGACCUGGAGACGGUGAAGGACAUGUACCUGGAGAAGUACGACGUCACCCUGAAGGAGGCUCUGGACUCCGAGUGCGGCGGAGACUUUAAACGCCUCCUCAUCCAGAUCCUGCACUGAAACGCUCGCAGCUUCAUCUACAAGCCUUAACAAACCCCUGGCCUCAUCCUCGUCACCCGUUCACCCGUUCACUCCACCGUUCCUCGUGUUCCACACUCAGUCGUCUUUACAGCAAGGACCAAAAACCGCUAGCAUUACAUUCAGUUCAAUCAUGACAUGUCAGUUUUUCUCUUCUUUGGUUCAAUGUAAAACAAAAAACACACUUUUGACAAGAAUCUCAUCUCAUAACUACGGAAGAGUAUUAGGGCCAUGCAGGAGAAAAGAUAUUUGAGAGGGGAAGAUUUUUUUUAUUGUGCACUUCGAGAAAAAUGUCGAAAUGUCGAGAUUAAUGUUGAAA